Molecule: messenger RNA, 384 nt
Organism: Entamoeba invadens IP1
Lineage: Eukaryota; Evosea; Mastigamoebida; Endamoebidae
Exons: 1
Coding region: 1-384 (127 amino acids)
Source: RefSeq, a predicted model, not a curated record
AUGAAACAAGAGGCUGACAAAGAAACUCAAAGACUCAGAGCUAAAGUCACCGACGCUGAAGCUAAAUUGGCGGACUCUGGUGCUACUGGAGCUUCUAUUGCUAAAUUGAAAGCGAAAUAUGAAACAGAAUUGGAAGGAAUCGAAACAGAAAAGGAAGAAGCACAAAACGCAGCUGCUAAAGCUAAGAAACAAGCUAAACAGUAUGCUAGAAAGGUUGAAGAGGCUGAGAGAAAGCUUGCAGAAUUCGAACAGAAAGAAUCUACUUUCAACACUCAAAUUGGUAAGACACAAGCCGAUUUGAAGAAGACACAACAAUCAGUCAGAGAUGGCGAAUUGAGAAUUGUUGAGUUGGAAGACAGGUCAGAAAGGCUGGUGAAGAUCUGA